Messenger RNA from Rubroshorea leprosula, 1218 nucleotides. The record is from the annotation of a GenBank genome assembly. NCBI's taxonomy places the organism in Eukaryota, Viridiplantae, Streptophyta, Magnoliopsida, Malvales, Dipterocarpaceae.
ACUAAAUUUUGAAAAAUUAAUUGAAUAUAAAAAAUUUUCUUGUUUAUGAGUCCUUUUUAGGUUGUGCUGUCUUAGAACAAUCUCAUAAUAAGUAAAACUUGAAUGAUAUCUUGGCAUAAAGUUUGUGACAAAUAUGUCUUGUGAUGCUAAUCACCUUUCAUUUGACAGAAAGUAUAAUUGAGUCUUGAAUUUUCUUUCUUCUCAUCUAUUUUGUUGUAGUCUAAUGGAGAACCAGUGGAUGGAGAUUUUAAUAUGGAAGAGGUGGUUGCUUCUCACCCUUUCUUUUAGAUUCUUCUUUUUGCUUCCCCCUGCCUCCCUCUCUUUUUUGGCAUGAUUAGUGUUGCUUCUUUCCAGCUUCCUCUAAACUGUUUAGUGGUUAUUUGGUGAUGGGAGGGAGUGCAUGCUAGUUUCAUUCGUAGUAUUGUUAGGCAUUCGGACAAUCUGAUUGCAAGAGAGCAUGAUAUUGGACUUUGAUGUUAUGUUUCACAGGCAAAUGAGCCAAACUUUCUUAAGACUAAAAACCUAGUAUGUGGAAACAUAGAGUUGGUAGUUGAUUCAGUUAAAACCCCAUGCCGAAACAAAGAGUACGGAUGCACUGAAACUGUGGAUCGUUUAAGGAACAAUGACCAUGAAGAAACAUGUAGCUAUCAACCGUGCGCAUGCCCACUUACCAAUUGCAACUUCAUUGACUCAUCCGAACAGUUGUCACUACACUUCAGCAGCAAGCAUUGGGAUUCCGGAAGGGUUUUUAGGUACAAUAUUCCUUUGUCUGUCUCCUUGGCAAUGGAUGCACAAUUCCUUGUUCUUCAAGCAGAGGAGGAUGGUAUUCUCUUCAUCCUCAACAAAGGUGUUGUUGAAACUGUUGGGAAUACUGUCAUGAUAACUUGCAUUGCACCGAGUUCAUCCAAAGAAAAGUUCUUGUAUGAUCUUGUAUCAGGAAGAGGCAUCAGUUCACUCAGGCUAAAAUCAAUGACUGAGAAUUUUCCAGGGCGAGUAGAAGGUUUUCCUCCCAUGGAUUUUCUUCUUGUCCCUUUUCGUUUCCUUGGUCCUUCUGGAGAGCUUAACUUAGAAGUUUGUAUAUGGAACUCAACAGAACUUGGUGAAGAUUGCCAGUGAUUUUUAUUCUUGUAAACUGCCUAGUUUACAUGUAAAACAGAUAAUUCAAUUCUCUCUUUCAAUCUUUAAAUUUUGUCUUAUAAAUAAAUUUAGAUCCUUAUU